Molecule: messenger RNA, 5658 nt
Organism: Felis catus (domestic cat)
Lineage: Eukaryota; Metazoa; Chordata; Mammalia; Carnivora; Felidae
Gene: MEF2A
Product: myocyte enhancer factor 2A
Exons: 13
Coding region: 703-1944 (413 amino acids)
Biological process (GO): positive regulation of transcription by RNA polymerase II; cell differentiation; heart development
Molecular function (GO): RNA polymerase II cis-regulatory region sequence-specific DNA binding; histone deacetylase binding; protein dimerization activity
Source: RefSeq, a predicted model, not a curated record
GUCCCGGGCUGAAGGAGGCGGCUCCGGGCGGCGCGGAGCGCUGGUGGCUGGCCCGGGCUGCAGCGUGUGCGCGCCCGUCAGCUGCGCCGGAGACACGGAAUUGCCUUUUGUGAAAAAGAAACAAAGAAGAGUUUUCUGCAAGGAUCAUAUUAAGUGCACUUUUUUGCUGAUACAUCAUUUCUAAUCUUAUAGAAAAUUUCAGCUGUAGCCCUUGGACUAGAAGCUGAAAUAAUAGAAGCUGUGUACGAUGCAUUAGGGUAUUGAAGAAAAUUAAUUUUGAAUUAAAUAUUUGGAAUAUAAGGAAGGAAAGGUGACUGAAAAUGGGGCGGAAGAAAAUACAAAUCACACGCAUAAUGGAUGAAAGGAACCGACAGGUCACUUUUACAAAGAGAAAGUUUGGAUUAAUGAAGAAAGCCUAUGAACUUAGUGUGCUCUGUGACUGUGAAAUAGCACUCAUCAUUUUCAACAGCUCUAACAAACUGUUUCAGUAUGCCAGCACUGAUAUGGACAAAGUUCUUCUCAAGUAUACAGAAUAUAAUGAACCUCAUGAAAGCAGAACCAACUCGGAUAUUGUUGAGGGCUGCAGUGGAGCGGCAGGGAAAGGGAAAAAAUAAUGAGACAUCUGAAGACAAGACAAAGCUUCCCUCCGCCUCCAGGCCCCUGCCCUGCUCUUUUAUUCCUAACAGAGCCUGAAGCAGCAGGAUGGUGAUUCACAGGACUUUAAGAAAGAAAGGCCUUAAUGGUUGUGAGAGCCCUGAUGCUGACGAUUACUUUGAGCACAGUCCACUCUCGGAGGACAGAUUCAGCAAACUAAAUGAAGAUAGUGAUUUUAUUUUCAAACGAGGCCCUCCUGGUUUACCACCUCAAAACUUCUCAAUGUCUGUCACAGUCCCUGUGACCAGCCCUAAUGCUUUGUCCUAUACUAACCCAGGGAGUUCACUUGUGUCCCCGUCUUUGGCAGCCAGCUCAACAUUAGCCGAUUCAAGCAUGCUGUCUCCACCUCAAGCCACGUUACACAGAAAUGUGUCCCCUGGAGUCCCUCAGAGACCACCAAGUACUGGCAGUGCAGGUGGGAUGUUGAGCACUUCAGACCUCACAGUGCCAAAUGGAGCCGGAAGCAGCCCAGUGGGGAAUGGAUUUGUAAACUCCAGAGCUUCUCCAAAUUUGAUUGGAACUACUGGUGCAAACAGUUUAGGCAAAGUCAUGCCUACAAAGUCUCCCCCUCCUCCCGGUGGCGGCAAUCUUGGAAUGAACAGUCGAAAACCAGAUCUUCGCGUUGUCAUCCCUCCUUCAAGCAAGGGCAUGAUGCCUCCCCUGUCGGAGGAAGAGGAAUUGGAGUUGAAUACCCAGAGGAUAAGCAGUUCUCAAGCCACUCAACCUCUAGCUACCCCAGUCGUGUCUGUGACCACCCCAAGCUUGCCUCCACAGGGACUGGUGUACUCAGCCAUGCCGACCGCCUACAACACUGAUUACUCACUGACUAGUGCGGACCUGUCGGCCCUGCAGGGCUUCAACUCGCCGGGAAUGCUGUCUCUGGGACAGGUGUCGGCCUGGCAGCAACACCAUUUAGGACAAGCAGCCCUCAGCUCUCUGGUUGCUGGAGGGCAGUUAUCUCAGGGUUCGAAUUUAUCCAUUAAUACCAACCAAAACAUCAACAUUAAGUCAGAACCAAUUUCACCUCCCCGGGAUCGAAUGACCCCGUCAGGCUUCCAGCAGCAGCAGCAGCCGCAGCCGCAGCCCCCCCAGCCCCCCCAGCCCCGGCAGGAAAUGGGGCGCUCCCCCGUGGACAGUCUGAGCAGCUCGAGCAGCUCCUACGACGGUAGUGACCGGGAGGAUCCGCGGGGCGACUUCCACUCUCCCAUUGUGCUUGGCCGACCCCCGAACAGUGAAGACAGAGAAAGCCCUUCUGUAAAGCGAAUGAGGAUGGACGCGUGGGUGACCUAAGGCUUCCAGGCUGGUGUUUGUACGUGGCGUUACUGCAGUGAACUGCCCUACAUAUCUAAAUUGGUAAAUAAGGACAUGAGUUAAAUAUAUUUAUAUGUACAUACAUACAUAUAUAUCCCUUUAUAUAUAUAUAUGUAUGUGGGCGUGAGUGUGUGUAUGUGUGGGUGUGUGUCACAUACGGAAUCAGGCACUUACCUGCCUCGUAGAUCUGCAGAUGUGCGUCCCAUGGCAAACAAAGCACCCUGUAGGCGGAGUCUAGUCUGGCACUUCCUUGGACUACUUGUUUCAUAAGAUAACCAGUUUUUGCAGAGAAACGUGUACCCAUAUAUGAUUCUCCCACACUAGCUUGCAGAAACCUAGAGGGCCCCUACUUGUUUUAUUUAACUGUGCAGUGACUGUAGUUACUUAAGAAAAAUGCUUUGUAGAACAGAGCAGUAGAAAAGCAGGAACCAAGAAAGCAAUACUGUACAUAAAAUGUCAUUUAUAUUAAUUACCCAGCCUGGCAUGGGUCUCUGUUGCAGAGGGGUGCAUGGGAAGGGCUGUUGAUAUUUUAAAAAACAAAACAAAAAAGCCCCACACAUAACUGUUUUGCACGUGCAAAAAUGUAUUGGGUCAGAGAAGUGAUCUUUAGCUAAUAAAAAAGAGAGAGAGUAGAAAACACGCAUGAGAUAUUCAGAAAAUACUAGCCUAGAAAUAUAGAGCAUUAACAAAAUAAAUUAAUAUAUUAAGUUAUAAUUGGACUAUGUCAGAAGUUUCUUUUUACAUUCAUAUCUUAAAGAAACUGAUUUUAGCUCAUGUAUAUUUUAUAUGAAAGAAAAGAAAACACCCUUAUGAAUUGAUGACUAUAUAUAAAAUUAUAUUCACUACUUUUGAACACAUUCUGCUAUGAAUUAUUUAUAUAAGCCAAAGCUGUAUGUUGUAACUUUUUUUUUAAGAGAAUAGCUUUAUCUUGUUUUAACUUUUUAGUUUUAUUUUAAGAGGGGAAAAAAAAACAAAACAAAAAUAUCUUGCAAGCAGAACCUUGGAAAAAAAAAGCCAUGAACACUUAUUAUUCUAUAUGUAAAUUAAAAGUUGAGCCAAACUCUUUGUGUAUAUAGCAUCUUAAAUAUAUUAUCACCUUUGAUGUAAGUACCUAUGUAUUGUAUGGUCACCAGAUUAAAAAGUAUAUUUUUGUGGAUUGCCGCCAAUUUGGGGGGAAAAGGCGAGAUCCUUAUCAAGUAGAGUAUUCACUGUUUAAUAUUUACUAUUUUGUUAAAUAUACUGUACUUUGGAUUUUAAUUAUUAGCCCAGUCUUUUUCGGAGGAUUGUAUAAAGGGGUUUCUCCCCUCACUGGUGGUGAAUGUGUGAUGUUACAUUGUAAUCUUUGUGCUGUAUGGGUUGAGCAUCAUUAUAUAUUUUAUAUGUGUACAUAAAUAGCAAAGUGGCAAAAAAAAACUGGUGUUAAGUUCAUCUUGCAUAAAUAUAAAAUGUGUUGUAACAGAUUUUAUAAGGCAUUAUUUAAAACUUGCCUUUUGUGAGGAAAAAAAUAUAGUAGAAAAAGCUGACCUAACUUAAUAUUAGAGAUCAUGGCAAAAUAGUAGAUGAGCACAAAGGUUUUAUAAGUGGUAAAUGAUUAGGGAGAAAUAAUUUUGGGGGGAAGGGAUCUUUUCUUCCUUGACCCUCUAAAAUAGAAUGAUGCAGCUGGUUACAAAAUCCUACCAUCCUGAACUCUCUGUGCAGUGAAAUGACACUUUGGUGUGGGGAGAAAUUCUCUCGUGGGCAGAUCCUUGGCACGGCCUGCCGUCCUAAUGGAGCCCGUGCCGCACUCAGCUUAGCUUCUGAACAAGGCCUUACUCCUCCUGCAGGAAGACAGCGAAGGCGUGAUAGCAGGUUCGUGCGUUUCCUGGGCUUGUGCCACAAACAAAAUUCAAAGUCCUGUAUAUCUUUUAUCAUAGAUUUUUUAAAUACUCCCUUUCCUGAGAAACUCAAAAUAAGGGUUUAAGAGUUGCUGCUAUUUUGUAUUUUACACUUAAUAUUGAGCAGCUACCUACAGUUUUUACUUAUGUUUUGCUUUUCCCCCUAAAUUGCCUUCCUUUUGACAAUUUCCUCAUAAUGCUAUUUGUGACAAAUCAUCAGCCAGGUUUCCUGACUGACACAUAGGUAUUAGGUACAGGAUAAACCUGUGGCGUUCACAACUAAAAAAAAAUGGAAUUCUGUUUUAAUUUUUGAUAGAGGCCAAAAAAGGGAGGGUGAUGUGCCGUCUCCUCUCGUCAGUAUAGACAUUUGGCUCGUCCUCAGAAAGGAUUAGUUUUUCGUUAAAAUGUACUUCUUUUACUGAACUACAUACAGGCACAUUUCUUCAUAAGGUCACACUUAAUUGAAACAAGACAGUCUCCCAACACUGAAUUUCCAAGAUGAUCCUUACCACUUUGUAAACCAUUUAUAGCUUUGAAAGUGUUAAGUGAUUCUUUCGUUAUUAUUUAUGCAUGUUCAUGAACUUCUGCUGUACAUUGGAAUAGGAGUUAACACAUUCACAUUUACUGUCUAUUUUCUUGUGUGCCUUAUGAGAUGGCUUUUCUGACUGUAUCUCAAUAGUCUUUCUUUCUAUGCAGGUUUAUAAUCAGUACAACUACUGUUUUCUAAAAUAAUAGUACACAAGGCUCGGAGUUUGUAUUUCAAUUACACUGACCAAGUAACAAUGUAUUCCGUUUUCAGGAAGUGAAUAUUUGACUGUUAACCCUCUUCCUGUAUGCCCAGUGUGACGUGGAGCAUACGGACUUGACAGACACCCCUCACCCAGACACCAUGUACAAACACAUACACAUGCACAUCUCCUGGUGGAAACCAACUCAGAGCGGGGAAGACACGAAUGGUGUUUCUUUAGAACCGACUUUUCUUACCGUUUUAGACUCAUGUGUUUUGUAUGACACCAUCACAAGAAAAUUUUAUCCUUCAGAUGAAGUAUUUUAUUACUAAAAGACAAAAACAAAAAAAGCUUAGAGUACACCGCACUGGUUGAAGUACAGUUUCCCUCCGUGCGCCGCCCGGCACGACACUGAGAGCAGAGCCACCAUCGUAUGUCUGCAGAUGGUCCCGAUCAAAACUCCAUCUUUUGAGCCCUAAUUCUGUCCAUUGUGUUCGAGACUAAAUCAGGGGUUUGUUCUAAAAGAACAGUAUAUGUUUUACCAUUUCCUUUACCUAUAAGGACAGCUAACAAAGCAUUAACAUAUUUUCUUGAUUAACCAUCAUGCGCACAAGAAAUACAUAGUAAAUAAGGAACCAGAAAACUCCUGGCGUCGGAUCAUGAGAAGCUAGAUGAGUAGAAUGUGAAAAAGAUUUUACAAAUGUAAAACUUUUAUUUCUCUGUAGAAACUUUCUUCACUUUGCUGUGCAAGAAGACACUGCUUUGCUAUAUUUAAAAUGGCUUUUUUAAAAAGAGAUUUAUGUAUUUGGUAAAUGUUUGUAGUCAACAGUUCACACAAGAAGCUGUACACGGUUUGAUCACGUAAAACCGUUUGGCGGCACAAGCUGGACUUUGUUGCCAUCCUUGAGAUGAACCUUUUAAGAAAAAUAAGUUAAUCUCAAUUUUUCCCUGAAUGUGUUGUUUUUUCUUCAUUAUACAAUAAAUAUUAUAGUGAACUUUUUAUCAAAUGGUUAAGAAAAUGCUAGAGGUUGUUGUAAACUAUUUGUAUCCUGCACUCACUACAGUAAAGACGGACUGGCUUUUCCUGUGUA